CAAUCAUGGCUAAAUUAGCUGCCUUGUUUAGCCUCUUCGCCCUGCUCGCUUGGGCUUCUCUGAUAGCCCAGGUUGAAAGUAAGGAAAUUGUGUGCUACUAUGGAACGUGGGCCGUAUAUCGCCCCACGAAUGGCAAGUUCACCCCAGAAAACAUCGAUCCCAACUUGUGCACCCAGUUGAACUAUGCCUUCUUCCACAUCAAUACCGAUGGCACGAUCAAGCUGGUCGAUCCUUGGGUUGAUUUGCCCGAUGGUGGCGGUUAUAACACUAUCGCCAAGGUGAACAAUCUGAAGCAGAUUAUUCCCUCGCUGAAAACGAUCGCCGCCGUCGGUGGAUGGGAUGAUGCACACGCGGUUGCCGGCAACUUCGCGAUCGUUGCCGCCAAUCCUUCUCUGCGUGCCGCUUUCGCCAGAAACGCCGUGGCGUUCCUGCAGAAAUACGGCUUCAAUGGUAUGGACAUCGAUUGGGAGUAUCCGGCGAAAUGGCAAGCAGAGGGCAAGUCUAGCCCAGCGGACAAAGCGAACCUGGUGCUGCUGCUGCAGGAUCUUCGUGCUGCCUUCACUCCGUACGGCUAUCUGCUGACAAUAGCCGUUGGUGCUACACAAUCGCUAGCUGAUAUAGCAUACGACGUCCCUGCAAUUUCCAAGGUGGUCGAUUACAUCAAUCUGAUGGAGUAUGAUAUGCACGGUUCCUGGGAAAAUAUUGUUGGACACCAUGCUCCGGUUUAUGCGGCAUCAGGUGAUAAUGCUGAGCUAUCGGUUCUGAGCAGCGUUAAGUACUGGUUGAGCAAGGGUGCCAAUCCUGCCAAGCUCAAUCUCGGAGUUCCGUUCUACGGUAGAACGUUCACAUUGGCUAACGCAAGUCAAACGCAAAUUGGAGCCCCUGCCACCGGUGGUGGUACAGCAGGACCAUACACAGGGACAGCUGGAUUCCUGGGGUACAACGAGAUCUGCGAAAAGAAAUGGCCCUGCCUCUGGGACAACGUAAGAGGGGCCACUUAUGCCGUUUCCGGUAACCAGUGGGUAGGCUAUGAUGAUGUGCAGAGCAUCAAGCUGAAGUGCAGCAUCAUUGACCAGUACGGACUUGGAGGUGGUAUGGUAUGGUCUAUCGAAACUGAUGACUUCCUAGGCCGAUGUGGACCCAAGUACGAACUCCUUAGUACACUUAAAUGGUGUGUGAAUGCUAAUUUGGCAGCACGACCAUACGGUCAGCAGCAACAACUAUCAAGCCCCCAUCGACCAUUGCCAAACCGUCAGGAUAGUUUGUCUGCCAAGCUGACGGUUGCUUUCGGCAUCCAAGCAACAAGUACUACGCCUAGAACCGUGGAACCGAUACCACAUUCAGGUGAGGUAGCGGUCUCUUUUUCAACGAACACCUCUCCACAUAAGACUAGUCGUACAUUGUAUCUUGCUGAAAUGAUCUUUCUGCGAUCGAUUUAAUUAAGCGAAUAAAUACCAAAUCAUGAA
Messenger RNA from Anopheles darlingi, 1466 nucleotides. RefSeq names its product probable chitinase 2. The transcript has 2 exons. Gene Ontology annotation, cellular component: extracellular region. Gene Ontology annotation, molecular function: chitinase activity; chitin binding. Lineage: Eukaryota; Metazoa; Arthropoda; Insecta; Diptera; Culicidae. Gene Ontology annotation, biological process: carbohydrate metabolic process; chitin catabolic process. Bases 6 to 1439 code for a protein of 477 amino acids. The record is from RefSeq and is a predicted model, not a curated record.